Messenger RNA from Seriola aureovittata, 3688 nucleotides. RefSeq names its product phosphatidylinositol binding clathrin assembly protein a (gene picalma). Gene Ontology annotation, cellular component: clathrin-coated vesicle; synaptic vesicle; extrinsic component of presynaptic endocytic zone membrane. Gene Ontology annotation, biological process: synaptic vesicle budding from presynaptic endocytic zone membrane; clathrin coat assembly; clathrin-dependent endocytosis. NCBI's taxonomy places the organism in Eukaryota, Metazoa, Chordata, Actinopteri, Carangiformes, Carangidae. The coding region runs from base 269 to 2239 and encodes 656 amino acids. The transcript has 23 exons. The record is from RefSeq and is a predicted model, not a curated record. Gene Ontology annotation, molecular function: 1-phosphatidylinositol binding; clathrin heavy chain binding; phosphatidylinositol-4,5-bisphosphate binding.
UCUCACAGUCAUGAAAUAAGUGCACUGCAGGUUCAGUGUGUUUGACUAAAGUUGAUUUAUCUCCUAUUAGUUAGCUAGCUAGCGUACACGCGUAAUGUAACGCCUGCUGUCGUCUCAGUAUCUCUUCUCUCUCUCUCACACUCUUGUCUCCAGUUUUAUCGGGUGGCACAGAACCUUUGAAGAUCGGUACCGUCCACAAAACCCAGGCAAUUCCGCUGGAUUUGGAAACGUUUCUUUAGCCGUGACAGUUUAUUUGAUCCGAUACAGGAUGUCUGGACAGAGCAUUACAGACAGGAUAACCGCCGCACAGCACAUUGUCACCGGGUCGGCGAUUUCCAAAACUGUGUGCAAAGCGACCACGCAUGAAAUAAUGGGGCCUAAAAAGAAACAUUUGGAUUACCUGAUUCAGUGCACAAAUGAGAUGAAUGUGAACAUCCCUCAGCUGGCUGACACAUUGUUUGAAAGGACCACCAACACCAGCUGGGUGGUUGUCUUCAAGUCCCUCACCACCACACACCAUCUGAUGGUCUAUGGCAAUGAGAGAUUUAUACAAUAUCUGGCUUCAAGGAACACACUAUUCAACCUCAGCAAUUUUUUGGACAAAAGUGGGCUACAAGGCUAUGAUAUGUCAACAUUCAUAAGGAGGUAUAGCCGCUACCUGAAUGAGAAGGCUGUGUCUUACAGACAAGUCGCUUUUGACUUCACUAAAGUGAAAAGAGGAUCUGAUGGAUUGAUGAGAACCAUGAACACAGAGAAACUCCUCAAGACCAUACCUAUCGUCCAAAAUCAGAUGGAUGUUUUACUUGAUUUCAAUGUCAAUGCAAAUGAAUUGACAAAUGGCGUGAUCAACGCAGCCUUCAUGCUUCUGUUCAAAGAUGCAAUCCGACUGUUUGCAGCCUACAAUGAGGGCAUAAUCAACCUCCUGGAGAAAUACUUUGACAUGAAGAAAGUCCAGUGCAAAGAUGGACUUGACAUCUACAAGAAAUUCCUGACACGAAUGACACGAAUCUCAGAGUUCCUCAAAGUUGCAGAGCAAGUGGGGAUCGACCGAGGGGACAUCCCAGAUCUGUCUCAGUUCACAGUUUGUGCCCCCAGCAGCCUGCUGGAUGCCCUGGAACAACACUUGGCCUCUUUAGAGGGAAAGAAAGUCAAAGACUCAACAGCAGCCAGCAGGGCUAGCACCCUCUCCAAUGCUGUCUCCUCCCUGGCCAACACCGGCAUAUCUUUUACCAGAGUGGACGAGAGGGAAAAACAAGCCGCCCUGGAGGAAGAGCAGGCUCGCCUAAAAGCACUGAAAGAGCAGCGUCUGAAAGAGCUCCAGAAGAAUCCUUCUACAGCAACCACAAAUUCCUCUCCCAUCUCCACAGUGGAUGGAACCAUCAAUUCAACUCCUGCCAUUGACCUGUUCUCCACCCACAGCUCCACCAACAGCACAUCCAAGGGAGCCAACGACCUUCUGGACCUGCAGCCAGCUUUCCAGCAGCCGCUACCUCUCUCCACCAACAACACAUGGGGAGACUCCUUUUGUGGGCCAAACCCUUACACCACCCUCUUCCAAUCUGAGCCCCCUGCUGUAGGUGGUCUAUUCAGAGGGUUCACAGCCUCCACAACACCACAGCAGCCACAGAACUCUCGAGGCCUUAAUGUUGACUUUGACUCUGUAUUUGGCAACACCAAUGCCAACAACCUGGAUUCUACAGAUGUUUUAGGUGGCAUCCUCAAACCCACAGCAGCUUCCUCACCCAAUCAGGGUAUGACCCCAGACGGCCAACAGCCCAACAAAUUGGUGUCCAAUGACCUGGACUCCUCACUGGCCAAUCUUGUCGGCAAUCUGGGAAUUGGCAAUGGCACAGCAAAGAAUGAUCUUCACUGGAGUCAGCCUGGUGAGAAGAAGCUGACAGGCGGAACCAACUGGCAGCCCAAGACAGCUCCCUCCACCACCUGGAACCCUGCGACCAUGAGCACCAUGUAUUUUCCACAAUACGCACCGUCUGUCAUGGCCUUCCCUGCAACCACACCGACAGGCAUGAUGGCAUGUGCAAUGCCUCCCCACAUGGGCUCCAUGAUGAUGACACAGCCCACUAUGAUGUACACCCAGCCUGUAAUGAGGCCGGCCAACCCCUUCGGCUCCAAUCCAGGUGCACAGUCACCCACAACUUCUAGUCCCUCCCGUCUCAGCCCCCUCAGAGCACCAGGGAAGGACCCCUUUGCUCAACUCUCUCUGCAGAAUUUUUUAUAGAACAUCUUUAGAUGCAGUUCAUGUAACCUGAGGAGGGGGGAAGUCUUUCCCAUCUGAAUAAGAUUCAUAACAACAUCAACUAUUGGAGCAAACCUGCGGUUUGCUUCUAAUUAACUGAGAAUAAAAGGCCCAAAUAAGACUUUCAAUAAAAUUACUUGGAGCGGCUUUGGCCAUCUGAGAGAACAUUGUGCCCAUCUAGUCAUGUCUGAGUUUUAGAAGGAGAAGAAGAGUGCGUGUUGCCAUUCAAAUCAUGUGGACAAAGGUCAGCCCCCACUGCAUCCUGGACUAAGAGAAACACAACACCCAAAGGGAGAGCUUUUAACAUCACUAUUUAUGUACAUGGAGACAAAAAAACAAAGUUGGGUUGUUGUCAUACAUAGACACUGUUUGAGUGUCUUUUUUGUUUUCGUUCUUCGUUCUCCAGGUGAGGCUGGGAGAGUCACCUCUUUCAAUUAUCAAUCAGAAUUACCUUCUUAAAGCAUCCUCCAAUUAGGAAAACAAUUGCAAACUAUUGUUUAUACCACGCAUUUUUGUUUUCUUUCAUCUUUCUGUACUGUUUGGAGUAGACAUUCCUUGUGUAUUAUUUGUAUUUAUUUAUGAUUACCUAUAGAGAGGAUGACAUUAUUAAGCAAAAUUCAAAUGUUACUAGUCACUGAUUUCCUUCAUGCGGAAGGUCUUCAGGUAUACACAUAGGUUUGAUUGAUUGUAGAAUUGGAUUUUGAGUGAUUGAGAUGAUUUUUUUUUUUUUUGAUUUUUUUUAAAGAAGUUAAUAUAAAGUUUAAAGAGAUGACAUGUUUUGCUGCUGUGGCACUAAAUAUUCUCUGUACUCGCAUGAUGCCUCGUACAGUUAUCUGUGGCUCGAUGGCCCACACUGAGAAUGUGUAUCAAUGUAAUGAUUCAUUAAUACCGUCAAAUCUGCAAAUCUGUGGGGGUCGAUGUCUAUGAAUUUGGCGAGGAAACAUUUUUCACCUGAGCAAAUCACUACACUUUAUGAUUGAGGCAGCAUUGCAUUAGAAAGGAAUCGCCAUUUAUACUUUUGGCACAAUUUAUUCUUACAUUUAACAAAGGUCAUUGCUGCCCUUUACCAACCUGAAUGUCCAGGGUCCUUUUCAUGCUUAGGUCAUGUUUCUAUAGGCGAGCACUGGGGUGUUUAGGACUAUGUGGGGCAUGGAGGCAUCAAGUGUAUGUUCAAGUCAGGUUAACAGGGGGUAGGGUUGGGGUGAGGUCAGUGCAGUAGAGUAGAGCACUGUUGAUCGGUGCUUUGUGUGUAUAUAGAACUGAUCCUGCCAAUCACAGGACUGGGUGGGUGUAGGUAUGAAAGAUGGCCUGGACAUGAAAGUGGCCCUUAAUCCAUUAACUGCAUAUUUGUUGCAUUGUCCCUGCAGACUAUGUUUUUGUUUGAUUUUUUUUUUUUAAUUUUUGUUCAAUAAAGUGCUAGCUUCCACACAA